Messenger RNA from Staurois parvus, 384 nucleotides. NCBI's taxonomy places the organism in Eukaryota, Metazoa, Chordata, Amphibia, Anura, Ranidae. The record is from the annotation of a GenBank genome assembly.
AUCAACACUAUUAAAAACCAGAUAAACAGUUUACUGUUUGUAAAGAAAGUAUGUGAAACAAGGAUACAGAGGUUGCAGUCUGGAAAAGAAAUUGAUACUGUGAAGUUGACUGCAAACUUUGGAAAACUUUGCACAGUCCCCCUGGACAAAAUUCUUAUACACAACGUUGCACUACAGUUUUUUAUGGAUUUUAUGCAGCAAACAGGAGGGCAGGCACAUCUGUUCUUCUGGCUUACAGUAGAGGGAUACCGGGUGACGGCACAGCAGCAGCUGGAGGUGUUGCGUAGUCGGCAACGAGAUGGAAAACACCAGACCAAUCAAACAAAGGGUCUUUUAAGAGCUGCUGCUGUUGGAGUAUUUGAUCAGUAUUUAUCAGAAAAGGUA